This is a messenger RNA of Carica papaya (papaya), 477 nucleotides long. The record is from RefSeq and is a predicted model, not a curated record. Lineage: Eukaryota; Viridiplantae; Streptophyta; Magnoliopsida; Brassicales; Caricaceae.
UUCCUCAAAAAUUUUGGACAUUCAUUUCAUUUUCAUUUCUAGUUUCUACCAUCCAAACAGCGGAAAAAAAAAAAAAUCUAGAACCCGAGAGUCAUGGUUUCUACGAGGAGGAGGGGAUCUAUUCCGGGUAACAAUAGCAAGAGAUCUUCCUCCGGGGAGGACAGACCUUCUUCUCCCAAGCGUCAAAAGGUGGAGAAUGGUGCCGGAGCAUCGGAGAAGCCGCCACCAGAUGAGGAUUCCAAGGAACUGUGCACGCCGCCGCCCGUGGAUCCCGGAGAAUGCGGUGCCGGAGACACUCCGAUCGCUGGAGAUGGCGUGAAGGGGGAGUCCUCCCCGGCUAUGGUCGCGGUGGCCCCACCGUUUGCCGAUGGUUCUAUACCGAUUUUGCCGGAAAAGCCAACAAGUUUCUCUGUCUGGAGUAUGUACGAAAACACCGACUCCUUUGGUGCAGACUCCUCUCCCAGUCUGCGCAAGUAA